AUGGUAUAUCAGGACAAGGCUGCCGGAAUCACAGGAAUAUGUCGUUAUUGGACUACGGAGAAUACAACAAAGUUGUGUACCCAGGAAUGUGCCACAUCCCUAUCGUCUUGGUUGAAUGCUGUAGACCGUGAUUGUGAUCGCCAGACGGUGUUUGUCGGGGAUGUCUACAUGCUUGCGAAAACUGUUCCAACGGCAUGGAAGGAAGGACACGACCUAGUAUGUUUACAGGAUAGAUGGGAUCCCGAAGUGUGUUACUAUGAGUAUGAGGGUGAUGAACCCCCAGAAUGCUUAGACCCGGACUUCUCUACAACGCAGAUGACAAAGGAUAUGAUGGAUGUGACCAAGCUUUACGACAAAGACCUACUAUGCAGCGAAUGCUUCAUCAAAAUGUGGAGACAGCGACUUAUGUCGGCCCUACUCCCAUCCGGCGAGCAUACAGACUACCUUCUUGAACAAUACUCCACAAUACAGGAGUAUUGCUCUACCAAGCUCCCUGUGACGACUUACGAAACUACCUUGUUUGCUUCAACUCGCACCAUGCCAGUUACUUCCACCGGAACCCCUCUUCAAUCACCCACGAGCUGCCCUGGGCAGUUGAUUGAACCAUCAGAAUCCUGGAUGGGUUGCCGAGAAAUAUCCGACAAAUACAAUGUGAGUACAGGGACAGUCAUAGAAGCUACACAGAAUCAACAGUGUCAGUUUAAUUCCCCGUUAUGCUUGCCGAAACCCUGUGAAAUCGACACUAUUUGGGGUAAAACAACCUGCGAAGAGCUAGCAGCUCGGUAUUCUACUGAUGAGGUCCCUAUAUCUGAGAUGCAAUUCUUAAGCUGGAAUCCAAACAUUCUAGGGGCUUGUAGCUGGGUGCACAGCUCGCAACGCGUUUGCAAAGGUCCACCUGGUGGUUUUUUCAAGGCUUCUGGGGUGAUCUACGCCCCUACUACUGCCGGCUCAUAUUAUACAACAGCAAUACCGGCGGAGCCCACUCGCCCUGGAACUAUUCCUGACUGCGGCCGGUAUUACAAGGUUGUUGCUGGGGAUGAAUGUAACACGCUGUGGAAUAACUGUACCAACCUAUGGCUGAAUUACGAUGUUUGCGUUGCUCCAGUUACCAAAACAAUGAUAUCAGAAGAUGGCACAUGUGGCCCAUCCCAUGGGAACACCGCCUGUGAAGGAAGCUCAUUUGGAAAAUGCUGCUCAAUAGGCGGAUAUUGUGGCAAUACCCCAGAGUACUGCAGUCCAGGGAACUGCGUCUCCGGAGCGUGCGAUGCAGGAGGCGACACUGCUACCCAAGAUGGAACCUGUGGUCCUGAAUGGAAAUACGCGACGUGUACCAAUCCAAGAUUUGGCUCGUGCUGUUCUAUCCAUGGUUAUUGUGGUAGUGGGUCAGAGUUUUGCGCUCCUGGCGUCUGUUUCUCGGGAGAUUGUGAUGAUGAUAAUGGUGGUCCGAGUGUUAAUGGCGAAUGCGGGCCCAGCUUUGCCGGGAAUAAGACAUGCACUGGCACUCAAUUUGGUAAAUGUUGCUCAGUAUCUGGGUAUUGCGGAAGUACAGAGGAGUAUUGUGGUCGGGGUUCCUGUUAUUCUGGCGAUUGUGUUAGGCUGUGA
This is a messenger RNA of Aspergillus pseudonomiae, 1602 nucleotides long. RefSeq lists its product as uncharacterized. The transcript is spliced from 12 exons. The coding region runs from base 1 to 1602 and encodes 533 amino acids. The record is from RefSeq and is a predicted model, not a curated record. Lineage: Eukaryota; Fungi; Ascomycota; Eurotiomycetes; Eurotiales; Aspergillaceae. Gene Ontology annotation, molecular function: chitin binding.